CGGCCCUCCAGAUGUUUUGGACUACAAUUCCCAUCUUCCCCGACCACUGGUCCUGUUAGCUAGGGAUCAUGGGAGUUGUAGGCCAAAACAUCUGGAGGGCCACAGUUUGGGGGUGCCUGAACUAGAUGAACCUAGGAGUCCCUUCCAACUCUACAAUUCUAUGACAGGGAGGGAGAUGUACGACAGGUUUGUACCAGCCCCAGAUAAAGGAUGCAGUAGAAUUGCAUCCGCUGUGGAAUUGUGUUGCAUGCCUCCAGACUGAAGGUAAGGGGCACUUUUUGCAUGUCUGUACUAGUCCCACAUUAAAUCUGUGGGUUUUUAAAAGUCCUCCCAAAGUACAUAUUUAAAAGGGUGCGUUAUUGCUGUUUAGAUGCAUAUAUUGAUAUGUUUAACCUGCCAAGCAAUGGCGCAGUGUCUCUCAGAAUGUGGAGAAGUGCAGUGUUUGGUUGAUAGUGAAGUUAGUCCAAGAGGUGCAGGUCUGGCCACUGGUUGUAGGAGCAUGCAGAGAUCAAAUUGUUCAAAGCAUCCUUACUCCACACACCAUUCCUUCUCAAAUUAGGAGGCUCCCAACGGAAUGUCUACAUGCAGGGGCAGUUCAUUGCAUUUCACCUCUUUAGGCAAACUGGGAAGUUCUGUCCUGUCGUGCCACCGCUGCUCCCACCGUCACCAUACCUGCUGUCUAUACCGCCCACUCUGCUGCUAUGUUCACCUUGUGCUCUGCCACAUGUGCCACUGCCAGAGAAGCGCUGCCACCAUUGGUGCUGAUUUCAGGCAAGAUCUCUCCAUCUUUGGGUGAGAUCUUGCUUUGGGUGAGAUCUUGCUCCAUAUCGAUUCUGAUGCUGGCGCUGCUUCUCUGCCACUGGUGUGUACCCACCAGGGGGGUGCCAGCUCAAGGGCUUCUGCUGCCCGAGGCAGUGGCCUUAUCCUGCCUAAUGGCUGGGCCGGCCCUGUCUACUUGUGUGUGGCUGUUGUGCUCUCAAGAUCUGCCUGAGGAUGCUGUCAAGGGAGGCAAGAAUAGUAACCUCUUGUAAUAAGCUUGGGUCCCACUAAGUACUUCAGCUCUUCUCCAGGGAAGAGAUAAAAGACGAAUUAUGCCACGUCUUAUCAUUGCUCAGCUCACCCUGUUUUUUUCUUCCUGGCACAAUUGCCUACUGCCCUGGCUUCAGCCCCCUUAGGAUGAACCAAAUGUUAAGAUGUAUUUGUAGGCGCUGGGAACAUGCCAAAGUAAUCUUAAGUGUUUCGUUCCUCACCAUACAUCAAAGCCAUCACUUGCAAAGUAUUGUAUGGUGCAACACGGUUUUAAUAGGGCUUCAUCUGAACAUAUGUUACUUUUGAUUUUGGAGUAGAAACUCAGAAUUCAGGCAGAGUUCUGCUCCCCUCCGCCCCCGCCUAAAUUAGAUGCAACGUUAGUUCAAAAACCCACCUAUUCUUAUACUAUUCAACAGGAAUAUUUUGCCUUGCUUUUUAUCCCUUGACACCAUUCAUUCAUACAUGCUUGUUGCUUUCCCCCCUCCUGAAUUUGUCAUGAAUCCUGCCCUCCCACCCCAAUCAGGGAUCACACUAAAACGCUGGCAUGUUUAUGUCACUUCAUCACCAUGAGUUAGGCUUGGCUCAUAAUGUACAUGUCUCUGAAGGCAGCAAAGAAUGAAUAAGUGAAUGUUUUAUAAGUAGUUUGAGCUCAUUUCAGCUCUUUUGCAGAAUGUACCUUGAACACUGAGGUUGUUUUAUUUAUCACUCUUAAGGAUAUAUAUGUGAAUUGCAGAGGGUGGGGAGCCUUAAGGGGGCAGAGCAAAGUGUUAUACAAGUUCCACAUACUGAAGUGCUCUUCAUUUGUGCAACCAUGGAUCUUCUUUCCUGGACCACGUUCUACAAGUGUUCCUCUGGACAACACCACACAUUACAUGCCAAACCUCCCCUCCCCUCUCCCAUGGCAGAAUUGGGUGAGUUUUAGCCAAACUCUUUUCAUGUCCCUUGAAAAUUCUCGCAUGUUUUGCCCAAGCAACAGCAUCUACAUUCGCCUCCAAAUUUCACUUUCAGCGAAAUGGGGGAUGGCAAAACACGAGAUGCCAUCCUAUUAUGCCUGGGAUAUCCAUCCAUCAGUUGGGCACAUGCAGUCUGAGAGAGACUGGCAGAGAAAUCAAAAACAGAGCCUCUUUUCUUCUCUCUGGUCUCAUUUUUCUGCGGCCACACUGCUUGCACAUGCACACACACACACUUUAAAUCCCUUGAAUGGAUAGGGCAGAAGCUACGGCUUUGGGAUUAGUGUAUGUGCAGGAUUUAGCAUUUCAAGCAAACAUGUGUUGCUCAAGCUGGAUUGCGGAUUGCUUUUUCUCUUCCUCCUCUCGCUGGAUUGAAAACGUUCCUCUAAAGAUGCUGAUUAAGCAGUUCAAACUCGAGCAAGAAGGCAAGAAGAUGGUUUAAAAAGGACACCUUUUGAUUUGGUACGUACAGUCAUCGUCGUCAUCUUCUUUUUAAAGUAUACAACAGUAUAACAAUAGAGGACGAGACUCUCAGCUGCCUGGAUGGAUUUGAAGUGGCGUUCGGAGCCCUCUAUGGCCCUGGCAAGGAGCAGAAGGAACCUCUCACCGAAAGUGCAAAAGCGGGCAUAGGAAAUUCAUUAGGAUUUCAAGUGCUCUCUCAGUGCAGGAUGCAUGCAAGGUUGGACUCUGAGCGGUCAGAAGGGGAAGCAGGAUGCAGAAGAGGCAGCCGUGGUUUGAAGUAACAGCACCCAGAGCUCACCGUCAACCAGUGACGAUGGGAGGAAAUCUAACGCCAUGAAUCAGAGGCCUUCCUUUCCCAUCACCCCAACUGCCGCGUUGCCUCUCAGGGGACAAAUAAGAAUGGAGGCAUCUCACCUUCCACCCCAACAACGUCUUAAGUGAGAUCUUAAUUUUUAUUUUUAUUUAUUUUUUUGAGCACCUCAAAGUGCUAAUGACUUAGAUUAGCAAGAAAACAAUCUCGGAGUUUGUCUUCCAGCCUCGUGGAAGGACAGAGGGAGGCUGGAGACUGAAGCUGAGAAAUUGGCUGUGACUGAAAAUAGCCUAGAACGACGUCUGACUUUUAAUUCACAAGUAGAAUUUAGCAGUCUGAGGGUUGGGUUUUCUUUUUUUCUUUUUUUCCUUUUUAUGCUUUAUAUUUUUGUACGUGCCCUUCCACCAGGACCUUGUAGUUGCCUGAUCUGAGCCUCCUGGAUGUGAGGCAGGAAAAAAAACAAAACCCUUUGCUCUGAACACAGAAGCGGCCUUGUCCUCCAAAAUGGAACUCUCCAGAAGUCCUUUGUUCCAGAACAAGUUUUCGGUUGCCCGCCUGGCAGAGGAGUUUUUCUGGAUCGGAGGCAGCAUAGUAGCCACUCCCAAAUGGAAAAUGGGCCAGAUGGUGGAAAAAUGUAUGAGUUCCAUGCAAGCCGGUACUCAGAUGAUCAAACUCCGAGGCAGUUCCAAAGGUCUUGUUCGCUUCUACUACCUGGACGAGCACAAGUCAUGCAUCCGCUGGAGGCCCUCGCGAAAGAACGAGAAAGCCAAAAUCUCCAUCGAUUCGAUCCAGGAGGUCUGUGAAGGAAAACAGUCGGAGAUCUUCCAGCGCUAUGCGGACGGCAGCUUUGACCCCAACUGCUGCUUCAGUAUCUACUAUGGAGACCACAUGGAGUCUCUUGACUUGGUGUCAUCCAGCGCAGGAGAAGCUCGGACGUGGAUCACUGGCCUGAAGUAUUUGAUGGCUGGGAUUAGCGAUGAAGACAGCCUGUCAAAGCGCCAGAGGACUAGAGAUCAGUGGUUGAAGCAAACCUUCGACGAAGCGGACAAAAAUGGUGAUGGCAGCCUGAGCAUCAACGAGGUGCUCCAGCUGAUGCAUAAGUUGAACGUCAACCUACCAAGGCAGAAAGUCAAGCAGAUGUUCAAGGAGGCAGACACAGAUGACAACCAAGGAACUUUGGACUUUGAAGAGUUCUGCGCCUUCUAUAAGAUGAUGUCGACCCGCCGGGACCUGUAUCUCCUCAUGCUCACCUACAGCAACCACAAGGACUAUUUGGAUACGGAUGACCUCAAACGCUUCCUUGACACGGAGCAAAAGAUGAUUAAUGUGACCAAGGAUCAUUGCCUGGAGAUUAUCAAUCAAUUUGAACCAUGUCCAGAGAACAAGGAACAAGGAGCCCUUGGAAUUGACGGGUUCACCAACUACAUGCGCAGCCCGGCUGGGGAUAUCUUCAACCCAGAGCACUACCAAGUCAACCAGGACAUGACUUGCCCUUUGAGUCACUACUUCAUCACCUCCUCUCAUAACACCUACCUCAUGGGGGACCAGCUGAUGUCUCAGUCCAGAGUGGACAUGUACUCUUGGGUUCUGCAGUCUGGAUGUCGUUGCGUUGAAGUUGACUGCUGGGAUGGGCCAGAUGGUGAGCCUAUCGUCCACCAUGGCUACACCCUCACCUCCAAGAUCCUUUUUAAAGAUGUGAUUGAGACCAUAAACAAAUAUGCCUUCAUCAAGAGCGAGUAUCCUGUCAUUUUGUCCAUCGAGAACCACUGCAGUGUGGGCCAGCAGAAGAAGAUGGCCCAGUAUCUUAUUGAAAUCCUGGGGGACAAACUGGACCUGUCUUCCGUGAGCAAUGAAGAUCCCACAAAGUUGCCUUCCCCAGAAAAUCUGAAAGGGAAAAUACUAGUCAAGGGGAAGAAACUUCCAGCUAACAUUAGCGAAGAUGUAGAGGAAGGAGAAGUGUCUGAUGAGGACAGCGCCGAUGAGAUGGAAGAUGAUUGUAAACUGAUGAAUGGAGACGCCUCGACCAAUCGGAAGCGAGUGGAGAACAUUGCGAAGAAGAAGCUGGACUCUCUGAUCAAGGAAUCCAAAAUCCGCGACUGCGAAGACCCAAAUAAUUUCACAGUUACCACCAUGACACCCUCUGGGAAACUGGGUAACAAGCAUGAUUUCAAGAAGAACAAACAUGAGGAGGAUGUGGAAUCCGGGGAGGAUGCUGUCAUCAACAAACGGCACAACCGAUCGCUGAUGGGGAGUUUUUCCAAACGCAAGAAAAAAGGAAGCAAACUGAAAAGGGCAUCAAGUCUGGAAGAGGGUGAAGAUGACCUUGACUGUCAAGGGAACUUAGCCAGAGGCUCGGUACAUUACAGCAAAACAAACCGACAGAAGAAAACCAUGAAAUUAUCCCGAGCACUCUCAGACCUGGUGAAAUACACUAAAUCCGUUGGGAUCCACGACGUAGAAUCUGAAGUCUCUUCCAGUUGGCAAGUCUCCUCUUUCAGCGAAACGAAAGCUCACCAGAUCCUCCAGCAAAAGCCGGCCCAGUAUCUGCGCUUCAACCAACACCAGCUGUCGCGAAUCUACCCUUCCUCCUACCGCGUGGACUCCAGUAAUUACAACCCUCAGCCCUUCUGGAAUGCUGGGUGCCAAUUGGUUGCUCUAAACUACCAGUCAGAGGGGAGAAUGCUUCAGUUGAACCGCGCCAAGUUCAGUGCCAAUGGAAACUGUGGCUACGUCCUCAAACCCAAGUGUAUGUGUCAAGGGAUCUUCAACCCAAAUUCCGAAGACCCACUGCUUGGCCAGAUGAAGAAGCAGCUUGUGUUACGAAUCAUCAGCGGGCAACAGCUUCCCAAGCCCAAGGACUCCAUGCUGGGAGACAGAGGAGAGAUAAUAGAUCCAUUUGUGGAAGUGGAAGUAAUCGGAUUGCCUGUGGACUGCUGUAAAGAGCAGACAAGAGUCGUGGAUGACAAUGGUUUCAAUCCAAUGUGGGAAGAAACUCUGGUGUUCCCUAUUUGCAUGCCAGAAAUCGCCCUGAUUCGGUUCUUGGUGUGGGAUCAUGACCCUAUCGGGAGGGAUUUCAUCGGACAGAGGACAAUAUCGUUUACAAGCAUGAUGCCAGGCUAUCGGCAUGUCUACCUGGAAGGCAUGGAGGAGGCGUCCAUCUUUGUUCAUGUAGCUAUCAAUGAGAUAUGUGGUAAGGCCAAGCAGGCUCUGGGCUUAAAAGGCCUGUUUCUCAGAAAUCCAAAGCAGGCCUCUCUAGACAGUCAUGCUGCUGGCCAACUCAACCGCAAACACUCCUUUAGCAGCCACAUUUUACGGCGGACUGCCAGCGCGCCCACCAAGACCCAGAAGAAAACCAAAAAGGGCUUCCCCGAGAUUGCAAUCGACACCAAAGACCACGGCUCCCAAGGGGACGGCGAGGACCGCGAACUGGAGGACUCCUCCCUCCCUCGUUUCGACCAAGAGCCCGAAUGCGGGUCCCCGGCACCCUCUCUCGGAGACGGUGUCCACAGGGAGGCUCAAGGCAAAGGGUUGAAAGGUAAGGCUCAGAGUUUCGGCAAAGGCGAAAGCCGCGCGCAAAGGGACGCGACCUUCAGCGAGCCCGUCCGGAGGUCCAACCGGGUCCGCCUGCAGGAGCCUCCUAGCGAGAAGCAGGGCGUCUUUGCCCGCUGCGCCAUCAAUGGAUCGGGUAGGAUCGGCAUGGCCACCAACUGCAUGAAGUGCAUGAUAGGCCUGAACGAGAGCCCCGAUUUAGAGUGCAAGUGGAGCGACCACGGCGACGCUCGGCCCGCCCCCAACGACGCUUCGCACUGUAAUGAGUACGGCAGCCUGGCAGGAGGCGAGGAGAGGUUAGAGCUUAAAAGCUGGGGGGUCCAGGAGCAGCAGCCCAGGCCACAGCAGCCAGACCUGCGCCUGUGCAAGGCUGGCGCCGAUAACCUGCCCAGGACCUGCCAGCCCUUUGCGACCUCAGGGAAGAAAAACAGUGACUCCAAAUGUCACGGGGCGAAAGGCCAUUCCCGGCAGAGGUGGCAGGCCCAGCCUGGUGGCAAAUAUGGAAGCACGGUCAACCUGGUCACCACCAGCAAUGGCUCCAUGUCCUCCAGCUCCAGCAGCUUAGAGAGCCUCGGAAGCCCUGACUUCCCCAAACGUUUGUCCGAGACCUCCAGAAAACAGGCGGGCACCCUUCAGAGGGAAAUGAAUGCCUUGUUUGCUGAGAAACUGGAGGAAAUUCGAAGUAAAUCCCCUAUAUUCUUUACUGAUGUCCGCCAAUUCUCAAUGCAGAGGUCAGUCACUUCAUUAUGUAGCCUGGAGACCAUCAGUGAAGAGCCCUUUGUUGCCAAUGAGGACCAGCCUGCUCCUUUUUGCCUUUCUCUGCCCACUACUGCUCCUGCUAGCGAUCCCAAUGAAGGGUCUGUGCCUGAGAAUUCCCGUGACCCAUCAGAUCCGCUUCAGAGAGUUCCUCUUCCGCAGCGCACGGUGGUGGUUUCGGAGGACAGAAGGUCCCUUGCUCCCAGCCCAACCAUCACAAGUAUUCUGGGACCAAAAAACGUUAGGAGAAACGAGAAACAAGGAAGUGAUGGAGGUCAGGCUGGUUCACAAACUCAGGACGAUGUAGCGUUGGCCAACCUUGGGCCUCAUUCUACCCAUGGUUGCCAGAAGAAGAGAGAUGGCAUGGCUGAAGAACUGAUGAAUGUUGAGAGAGUGGACGAGAAGGCCAGCAAUGCAGCUAGGCAACCGCAACAAUGCAACGUGGAGAGCAGCACGCUAGCUUCACCUCGAGAUUUUCCCCAAGUAACUCAAGGUGCCGCAGUCCCCUCCACGCCACAUGUGAUAGUGAGGAGGUCGAAAAGCGAAGGGCAGAACCUUUGUGACUGCUCGGUUCCAAUGAGGUCCCCUGGUGGCUUCUCACCAGCAGCUGCAGUGUACUCUGAUGCCACAGUGAAUGACCGUAUCUGGAGCAAGCUGGACUCCAGCAGUCACAGGGACAGCAUGUCUUCCUCUUCCAGCAUGUCCUCCAACGAUACGGUCAUAGACCUCUCCUUGCCCAACCUCACCCGCAAAAGCCUCCCAGACCUUGGAAUCCAGCAUGAGAACUUCAGAGUCAUCCCCGAGAGGAGAGGCGCACGCCCGUGGUCCGCGAGUGCCGCUUCCAGGAGUGAAAUGCCCAUGGUGACCAAGAGCAAAUCCAAUCCCAACUUGAGGUCAGGCCAACCCACAGAGGAUGAGCUGCGCCCUAGACCGCUAGCCAAGGGUCUCGAGCUAGGGUUGCCAUCCCUACCCAGAAGGCACACCUGGAGCCGGUUGUAUAUGGAGAGCCUCAAGCAGUCCUGCCUGAAGCCAAAAGGCCAGGAGAGCGACCAGGCCAAAUCGAAAAGCCUUGGUGACCUGACCUCGGAUGACAUCACGUCCGUCUUCGAGGGCAAGUACCGCAGCAUCAGCCGGAGCUUCAUCACCCGGUCGAUGAGGGAGCAGCGGCACUGUGCGGCAGCCAGGUCCUCGGCAAAACCCCUGGACCCUCUCACAGAGCGCCUGAAGAAGCUAACCACCUUCCAGCAGGAGAAUGACAUCUCUUCCCCUACCAGCCUCGAGCCAAUUGAGUCCGAGGAGGAAGAGGAAGGGGUGGGCCUCCUCCGAAGGUCUUCAUCCAGGAGCCAGAGCAGAGUGAGGUACAUCGCCAACCGGGCCAAGCAGGCACAGGAGAGGCAGAGGCUGAAGAGCCUGGCGCUGAACAAGGGGAGCCCCAUUGAGGAGCGAGGGAACCCCGAAGGGGCCUGCUGCUUCACCAAAGGGGCCUGUAUGGACACGGCCUCCGCCGGCCUGUUUACAUCCCCACUCAAGAACCAAGCUGACUUGAACCGUGACACCGAAGUCGUCUUUGUUUUCAAACUCUAACGCUGGGAAGGGCUGAACAAGCUUGAUGUUUACAUUCCUAUAAGAGCAAAACCAACAAACAAACCACACACACACACACACACACACACACACACACACACACACACACAUAUUUUUAAUAAAACGCACAGGAUGCAAAGAGCCCUCGUCCGAGGAUAGCACUUCUCCCCCUCCCGCUCCCAGCCUCCAAAGGACAAUUUAUGUGUGUGGAAAAUUAUACUAAUACUAAUAAUGCAAAUUUGUAGCAUGCAAUAUGGGGAAUGGGCAACCAGAAUGUUCCUGGGGGAAGGGAAUAGAUCCUGCAAAGACCCCUCCCCCCCAUCUUCCCUGGGAAACAUGUCUGUGGAACUGCAUGACCAUUCUCUCUUCCUCUCUGAGAUCCCUCCUUUUCUUUCCUUGCUAAGGCAAGUCUUCAAUAUGCGUUCGACUUCAAGCUGAUGCCAGUUGCUGCCUUAAUCUUCCCACUGAAGCUGCUACAACAGGGUGGAACUCUAUUCAACCCAAGGGCCACAUUCCCUUCUGGGCCACGUUCCAGUGGUGGGUGGAGCAAAAGGCAAAAGUGGGUGGAGCUAGUUUACACACACACACACACACACACACACACUCAAUAACCUCAGUCUCUCCAUCCAAGCAAGAAGCAUAAGUUAAAGGGCACAUUCCAUCCAGGCAAAAAUAUUUGGGUUGCAAAGCAGAGCAAAGCGAGGGAUGUGGUCUGAGUAAAUCCUGAGGUCCAGAUAGAAAUGCCUGAGGUUCUCCACUGACUUCAGUCGCGGAAGCUAAAGCAGCAUUUGGAAUAUGCAAAAGUUUGUUCUGCACUUGUUUUUCUGUCUAGCUGAGAGUGGUGUGAAAGACCUGCUUGAUCAUUGUUGUUGUUUUUUUCCCCUGGGGGAAAUGUACUCACCGUGGGCAGCCAUGUCUUUAGCAUGUUACCUUUAACACUGUUUGGGGCGGGGCGUAUGUGAAUGCAAUGGCCUGUCUCCAGCCUUUGGGACAUAUUCCCCAGCCAUUUUGGCCUUCCUCACUUCCUGUCCCCUGCACUGCUUGCCUGUGGGAAUCUUCUGCCGAGAUGAGUCGCCGUACUGUGCUUCCUCUCCAGUGGAGGCUGGCCCAUCGGGGAAAAUCAGCCUCAGUCUGCCUUUCAGCCAGCUCUCGCCUGCAUUGCCUUCUUCCUUCCACCCGGUCCAGAGGGUAGCUGUCAGCUUCCUCUUCUUCAGUGAUGCCCCUGGUAGAUCUCAGCAGGAAGAAGGAGGAGGGGAGCAAAAAUAGUAUUAGUUGGCUUAGAUUGUCAUUGGCUCUGACCCUACCUCCCAUUGGCCUGGCAGAUAGUGCAAAUCCCCAGGGCUGUCUGUAAGUAGGAAGGCAGGUUCUGCCGGAGUGCAGACAGAGGUUAGUGAUUCAGUGCCCAAUUGCCCAAACACGUCAGCCUCCUCUGGAGCAGAGAUGGGCGACUCCACCUAACUUCCAGCCUCUCUCGCUUUUGCAUGUGUCUACUCAUAAGCCUGUCUCACGUUAACCUCUGAGAUAUACACCUAUUUUUUAAAAUCAGCAUGGAAAGUUUGCAUUCAGUUUGUUUGCUAAACAGCAUGCAUUAUUUAUUUUUUUAGAGAUACGUUUUUUUGAGCCUCUCGAAGCAUCUGUGAAGUUCAAAAGCCAGUAAGUGAACUCCUAUCUGCACAGUAGUCUGGUAGGUGCAGGUAAGGUCUCGUUCUGUGUUGGAAGUUGCGAAGACCUGCCGGCUCCAGCAUCCCUGUCGUGGGACCUUUGACGCUAUAGGAGCUGUAUAUCAGUGGCGGAGCAUCUGCUUUGAAUGCAGGAAGGCCCCGAGCUCAAUCCCCAGCAUCUCUGGUUAGGGCUGGGACAAGAGCAGAGACCCUCUGAAACGCUGGAGGGCCGCUGCCAAUCAGCAGUAGUCAAUGGGUGGACCGGUGGUUUGACUCAGUAGAAAGCAGCUUAUUAUGAUCCUGCGUCUUCAGGGAAGGGCCGUAGCUCAGUGGUAGAGCAUCUGCCUGGCAUGCAGAAGCCCCAGGUUCCAUCCCAAGCAUCUCCAAUGAAGCCUGAGACCCUGGCCGGUCAGCAUGGACCACUGUGCGAAAUGCGCCAGUGGCCUGGCUCAGUAUAAAGCGACUUCCUAUGCUGUUCUCAGUGGCGAGAUACUAAAUAAAUUGGAGUCCUUGAGAGUUGAGAAAAUCAGAUGAAAAGAUUCCAAGAGCUCUGGCCAGGUAGUAGAUUAUUUUUUUAAGAAAGUUUUAAGUUGAGAAUAAUAAGACAAAUUCCAGUAGCAAUACAGUUUUUAGGAAUCCAGGGCAAGGCCCUGUUUCGGUUUAUUCUUCACAAGCUCUAGUUUCAAGUUUCAAGAUCAAAGUGUACCAUUCAUGAAUUGCUACUGGAAUUUGUCUUAUUAUUCUCAACUUAAAACUUUCUAAAAACCAAAAGUUUAAAAUCUUUCAAGAAUGUAUAAGUUACUGUUGGAAUGGCAUACAAAAGAUGAACAAACAAAAUCAGUAAUGAUUGAAUGGGCAAAGGAUAGAGGACAUAAUAUUAUGAUGGAAGAUUGGGAAAGGUUAUUGAAAAGUAAUAUGAAAUUUACUGCUUGUAAUGUGUUAAAAGAAAACAUGUAUAAGAUGAUGUAUAGAUGGUAUCUUGCGCCAGUGAAACUGGCGAAGAUAUAUCAUAAAAAGGAUAACAAAUGUUGGAAAUGUAAAAAAUUAGAAGGGACCUUUUACCACAUGUGGUGGACUUGUCCCCGAGUAAAGAGCCGUUCAAACUCGUGCUUUUUCAGAACAGGACAAGCGGGAGCGUGAAUCUUCAGGGAAGUCCAAGUAAUUCUCUUUCUUUCCCGGUUUAACUACUCAUUUAGGAAAAGGGGUUCAGGCAGCCAAUUGUAGAACAGGCAGGAAAAUGCUUCUCAUUGCCUUUGCUUAGCUCCAUAAUAACUUGGGGGGGAGGGGGGGAAUAAUCAUUUCCCCAAGAAAUGUCAGCUAAAAAUAAUAAUUUUGUGAUGCUUCAAAUGUCAGCUGUACAUAGCACCUGUGGAAUGACCGCUUCCUAUUGCUUUCCACCCCCUUUGUUUGUUUGUUUGCCUGUAUGUUUUUACACUGCCAUGCAAAAUACUUUUAAAAUAAUAAUGAUAAUGUUUAAACAAAACUAGAGAACAUUAACUCUGUUCAGAAUUACAGAAAAAGCCCAUCUUUUUAAAGUUCUUGCUUUAAACACACAUACACACACACACACACACACACACACACAAUCAUUUAUUACAAUGGAUGUACAUUUUAUCGAGGAAGAAAAUGAGGGAAGAAUUUAUCAAGACACCUUUUUUUAUUUAAAAAAAGAGAACAUAUUUUAAUUUUCGGCCCUAAUUAUACAGGGCUAAAGACGGGGGGGGGGGAGGUUUUUUUUUGU
Molecule: messenger RNA, 12042 nt
Organism: Zootoca vivipara (common lizard)
Lineage: Eukaryota; Metazoa; Chordata; Lepidosauria; Squamata; Lacertidae
Source: RefSeq, a predicted model, not a curated record